Epinephelus lanceolatus (giant grouper) is the source of this 1755-nucleotide messenger RNA. NCBI's taxonomy places the organism in Eukaryota, Metazoa, Chordata, Actinopteri, Perciformes, Serranidae. The record is from RefSeq and is a predicted model, not a curated record.
AUGAGGACGACACAGAAGCGUCAAGUUUGUGUCCUUCUACCAACCAAGCAGCACUUGGACUGCACUGUUAUGGUGAGAUCCAGAGGCCACGAGGUGUUGGACAGUGUGUUGAAGCAGCUCGGCGUCAGUGAGCUCCAAGUCUUGGGUCUGGCUGUCCUCAGAGAUAAUGAAUACCUCUUUCUUGAUUUGGAGCAAAAGCUGAGCAAGUACUUUGGUAAAACUUGGAGCAGAGGAUCCUUAAUGGUGCCAUUCAUCCUGUUUCUGAGAGUGCAGUAUUAUGUAGAGAGUGGGCGGCUGAUAUUCAGCAGCAGAGUGCAGCAGCUCUACUACGCUGAGCUGAGGCAGACGGUGCUGCGCUCACAGAGCCGCCAUCAGGAAGCUUUGUUCUUCCAGCUGGCAGCUUCUGCUCUACAGGCUGAAGUCGGAGAUCUGCAAAAACACAGACAUUACUUUCUCCCCGAGGAUUACUUCCCCUCUUGGCUGAUAAAGCGUCGUGGGCGAGACUUCAUGCUCCAGCACUGCCCGGUGUUACACACUGAGCUGAGAGGUGUGACGCGCAGUCAGGCUGUCCUACAGUUUAUAAGAGAGGCCGUCAGCCUGCAGGAUGGACCAGUCACCUUCUACAGGAUGAGACAGAAUAUUAAACUGAGGAAGCAUAACAACAUCUGCUACCUGAGCUCAUGUUUUAUAUUUCAAACUCUCCUUCUUCGUCUGUUAUUUUAUGAGCAGGAGAAAAGAGAGGUGAGAAGUUCAAUCCUUCUGGGUGUGACACUGAGAGGAGUCCAUGUCUAUCAGGAGGUGGAGGGGAAGCAGUGCCUGUUGUAUGAUUUUUCCUGGAGCGACAUCGAGCGCCUCACCUUCCAGGGCAGCAGGUUUGAAAUCACCGCAGUGGGCUCUCUGUGCCUCUCUAAGCUGGUGUACUACACUCCGUCAGCCUUCCACGCCAAACACGUCCUGAGGCACCUCACUGACAGUCACCGGCUCCACAUCAGCACCAGAGUUGCAGUCAGCUACAUCCAACAGCUGGAGGACAUGCAGGCCAGUCACUCCUACAGAGAGGCCUACAUCUGUGACACAACACGCCUAGCACACAGACUCUGGAGCAACAGCCUCACGUCCUCCAUGUCUGACUGCAGUGUUGCAGUCGAAACAGCAGCAGCCUGGUCCAAAGAGGAGGAGGAGGAGGAGGAAGAGGAGGUCACAGCAGAGUUUGAGCUUUGUGUGGACGAACCCGAAGAGUUAUUUGUCGACGACCCAGCCGAGGUGUCGCGGCUGUCUGAGCUGUCUGUCGAUGGACCUUUGAUGUUACCCUCCUCUUACUGGGCAGCUGUCGCCAUGGAAAUGAAACAGGUUCUGAGGAGGAGGGCUGAUGAAGAGGUUUCUGUGGACUGAUGUACAGCCAGAGGCGAGAGGGAGUCAUCACAGGCUCAGGACAUGAACCAUAAUGUUACAGCUUUCAUACAUCAUAGACAUGAUAGAUCAUGUUCCUAAAUUAUGCUUAUAAUUACUGUACAUCCAGUGCAUCAUGAGGUCAAACGUGCCUUUGACACAGUGUGUGUUACUAAUAAUAACAUAAUGAUUAUUUCAGCAGAGAAAAUAAUGAGCAAUAAACGAAUAAAAUCUGGUAAGCAGUUUCUUUCUCUUUAGUUUAUCCUGCACAUUAUUAGUUUAACUUUAUCCUCAUUAAGAUGGACAUUUGUUUAAUCUUAAGUUCUAAUUUUGUGUUUUCUUUCAGAUUCAACCCAUGUGUGUUUG